Molecule: messenger RNA, 399 nt
Organism: Suillus bovinus
Lineage: Eukaryota; Fungi; Basidiomycota; Agaricomycetes; Boletales; Suillaceae
Exons: 5
Coding region: 1-399 (132 amino acids)
Source: RefSeq, a predicted model, not a curated record
AUGCAAUAUCACAUCGCCAUCAGCAUGGGUCCCUCUCGCACUCAUCGAAGCAAAUACAACUUCUCCGAAGAAACUCUGACAGGGCAGCUUCUAUGCCCGCAUUGUAGCAAGAAGUUCAAGACCCAAGGCUUCAAGAAGCACAAAACAAGCUGCAAGAAGCAGAAGGACACCAAGGCGGAACAAGCGGAGUUCGCCAUUCAAUAUGCACGAGAUCAGAAAAGAGCUCGGCAGCAGGCUCACACUGACAUGGGCAUAAUAACGCCCCCUAGCGCUGGCCCAUCUCCUCUAGCUGACCCUGUGCUGCCAGCAGAUAACCUGGACCCUGGUGAUUUCAAAGCCUACAAUGGGAACUACAAUGGGAACCUCGAAGGUGCUGGUAGCCUAGCCAACAGCCAGUGA